Haliotis rubra (blacklip abalone) is the source of this 1224-nucleotide messenger RNA. Its product is annotated as mucin-2-like. The record is from RefSeq and is a predicted model, not a curated record. The transcript has a single exon. Lineage: Eukaryota; Metazoa; Mollusca; Gastropoda; Lepetellida; Haliotidae. Bases 1 to 1224 code for a protein of 407 amino acids.
AUGUCUCCCUACCUACUGAUGACCAUUACCUUCCACUUUACAUGUCAUCCCAUUACGCACCUCUGCUUGAAGCAGGCAUCCCGUCACUACAUCGGACCCACACUCGUCCACCCAGACCCACAACCAUCACCUCUGUCACUCCACCACAGACCACAACCAUCACCCUAUCCACUCACACCACACAACAACCAUCACCCUGUCACUCCACCACAGACCACAACCAUCACCCCUGUCGCUCCACCACAGACCACAACCAUCACCCUAUUGCUUCACCACACACAACAACCAUCACCCUGUCGCUUCACCAUAGACCCCACAACCAUCACCCUGUCACUCCACCACAUCCACAGCCAUCACCCUAUCACUCCACCACAGACCACACACCACAACCAUCACCCCUGUCGCUCCACCACGGACAACAACCGGCUCACCCUGUCCACGUCACCACAGACCACACAACAAAGCCAUCACCCUGUCCCGCUCCACCACGGACCACAGCCAUCACCCUGCCACUCCACCACGGACCACAACCAUCACCCUGUCACCCACCACACUGCAACAACCAUCGCCCUGUCACUCCACCACAGACCACAACCAUCACCCGUGUCACUCCACCACAGACCACACACCACAAUCCAUCGCCCUGUUGCUUCACCACAGACCACAACCAUCGCCCUGUCACUACACCACAGACCACAGCCAUCGCCUGUCCGUCCACCACGCAGCACAACCAUCACCCUGUCCUCCACCACACACCACAACCAUCACCCUGUCCAUCCUGAGAUACAGCCAUCACCCCAUAAUGCUACACCACAGACCACAACCAUCACCCUGUCACUACACCACAGACCAACCAUCACCCUGUCCGCUCCACCACAGAUACAAACCGUCACCCUGUCCUUCACCACGCACCCAACCAGCCAUCGCCCUGUCAUCACCACUGACAAACAUCGCCCUGUCAUCACCGCACCACAGCCAUCCGCCUAUCACUCCACCCACCGCACCACAAUAAAUCGCCCUGUCCAUCACCACGCACGACAACCACCACCCUGUCCUCCACCAUGGACCAACCAUCACCCUGUCGCUCCGCCACGGACCACAACCAUCACCCUGUCAUCACUUCACCGCAACGCAACCAUCGUCUAUCACUCCACCACGCACAGCAACCGUCGCCCUGUCCGCUCCACGGACAACAAUACAUCCACCCUGUCAUCCACCACCUGA